AUGGGUUGGCCAAACUUUAAAUGGCCAUACUCAAGAAGUAUAUGGCCCAACUUAAUAUGUGCUUUAUUACUACUCAAUUUCGUAUCACCAUGCCCACAGAAAUGUAACUGUAAUGGUGGUAUUGUCAACUGUGUCAACAAAGGGUUGACUCAAAUACCUAAAGAUAUACCUAGUAAUACUGUUCGAUUGUAAGUUUUUUUAAUUUUUAAGUUUUAAAAGUUGAAAUGUUUUAUUUUUUAGAAUUUUUUUAGGCUUUUAGGUAAUUAUUUUAAUUUUUUUUAAUUUUAAGGCAAUUGAAGAUCUUUUUUGUUCAUUUAAACCACUUUUUAUAUUGUUUUAGAGACCUACAAGAGAAUCAAAUCACAAAGGUACAAAGAAAUGACCUGGCUUACUUGAAACAUUUGAAAAUAUUGUAAGUUGACCUAUGAUAAUGAUUUUUUGUAAAGAUUAGAACUGAGGCUAGCAUAUUUUAAUUAAAAUUUAUUUUUUCUACUCGUUUUUUUUUUCAAUUGAAGUUUCUGCACCGUGCAAAAAAUUUAAAAUUAAAUUUUUGUCUUUUUUUGUUUUGUAAAGAAAGUUCUUGCUAUUUUUGAUUCUGUAAAGAAAGUUAUUGCCAUUUUGUUUUGUAAAGGAAGUUCUUGCCAUUUUGAUUCUGUAAAGAAAGUUAUUACCAUUUUUUUUGUAAAGGAAGUUAUUGCCAUUUUCAAGGUUGUAGAGAAAGUUCUUGCCAUUUUAUGUGUUGUGGCUUUACAUUUUGAGAUUGUCAAUAAGCUUAUUUUACUUUAAAGCCUUUUUUUUUGCUUUUUAUGCAAAAUAUUGAAAUUUUAAUUUAGAAGACUUUUCAAUUUUAGAAAAGAAAAAAAAAUUAAAAUAAAUUAAACUAUGAAUCGUAUUUUACUAGGCAAUUGAUGGACAACAACAUAACGACCAUCGAAGCCAAUGUUUUCGAUGAAUUGAGGAAUUUGGAACGAUUGUAAGUUUUUUAAUGUUUUUUCCAGCUUUUUUAAUUCAAUUUUUAAAACCGCAUGAAAUUGUAUCUCGUAUUUUACACAUAAAAAUUGAAAUUACAGUGAAAUUUGUUAUAUAUUACACGUGUUCUAUUUUUCAAUUUAAAAAAUAUUUUUAUGAUUUUGCAAUUUUUCAGGCGACUGAACCGAAAUUUGCUGCAGGUCAUUCCAGAAAAGCUGUUUGCGAAAAACUCAAAGCUACAUCGAUUGUAA
This is a messenger RNA of Bursaphelenchus okinawaensis, 1220 nucleotides long. The record is from the annotation of a GenBank genome assembly. NCBI's taxonomy places the organism in Eukaryota, Metazoa, Nematoda, Chromadorea, Rhabditida, Aphelenchoididae.